UAGGAUGAAAAGACACUAUUGAAUGAAGGGUUUAUAACUGGCUGAGGGACUUUGUCAAGGUUUAUAGAUUAUAGAAAAUGAGCCACUAGAGUGGAUGAAAAGGAAGUAGGAAAAAAUGCUUUAAUAAGUUACAGGAGUGAAGUCAUAGACCUAGCAGAAGGGCCAUGUGGUCAGUUGAAUUUAAGUCAUUAAGGAGCUUGAAUAACAUAAAUAAAUCAACUAGAGCUAUUAUGAUCCCCAGCCUACUACCUAUGACUUGCUCUUUGAUUCAAACUCUCUUUCAGGCAGGCUCAUUGUCACUCAUCAUGGGCUGCACCCCUAAUGCUUCACAUUCUCCAGUCUUCUUGCUCCUUGGGUUCUCAAAAGCUAGAGUCUCCCCAGGUCUCCUUUUCUUCCUGUUCCUGGCUAUUUACCUGGUCACCAUAAUAGGGAACAUGACUCUAAUGCUGCUUAUCUCCAGGGACUCCAGGCUCCACUCACCUAUGUAUUAUCUGCUCCGUGGUCUCUCCACGAUAGACAUGGGGCUGUCCACAGUCACCCUGCCCCAGUUGUUGGCCCAUCUGGUCUCUAAUUACCCAGCCAUUUCUGCUGCCCGCUGCUUGGCCCAGUUCUUUUCCUUCUAUGCAUUUGGAGUUACGGAUACACUUGUUAUUUCUGUCAUGGCUCUAGAUCGUUACGUGGCCAUCUGUAAUCCCCUACACUACCAUUCAAUGAUGAAUCGCCAACUCUGUGCCUUCUUACUGGCCUUGAGCUGGGUGGUGUCUAUAGUGCACACCAUGCUGCAUGUGGGACUUCUCUUGCCUCUUUACUGGGCUGGGGAUGCUGAGGGCAAUGUUAAACUUCCCCAUUUCUUUUGUGACCACCGACCACUUCUGCGAGCCUCUUGCUCUGACAUACGUUCCAGUGAGCUGGCCAUAUUCUUGGAGGGUGGCUUCCUCAUGCUAGGUCCCUGUGCCCUCAUUGUACUCUCCUAUGCUCGCAUUGGGGCCACCAUCCUACGUUUGCCUUCAGCUGCUGGUCGCCACCGUGCAGUCUCUACCUGUGGAUCCCACCUCACCAUGGUUGGCUUCCUCUAUGGCACCAUCAUUUGAGUCUACUUCCAGCCUCCUUCCCAGAACUCUCAGGAAAAGGACAUGGUGGCUGCUGUGAUGUGCACUUCCAUUACACCUUUGGCCAACCCUUUUGUGUACAGCCUUCGCAACAAGGAUGUCAAGAGUGCACUUCACAGGCUGCUUGGACGGGGGAGGGCGGACUCCUGAUAAGCCUGCUGAAGAGCCAUUUUGGUUAGUUAAGGAAAGCAGUGGGAAGGUUUGAGCAUGGCUGGUUUUGGAGAGACGAGGGAAGGAUGGCCUGGCUAACUUAUGGAACUCCAGAUUCAGCUCGUGAUGUGGUGAUCUGACAGAGCGGUGAACACACGCCACACGUGCUCAGGGCUCCUCAUCAGCCUGCCUUGGGAACCCCUUCCCCAGACCGUUUACCUUCAGUUAUCAAAGUGGAUAAUAAUGAGUCACUAGGCCACAGUUUUGAAGAAAUAUGAGAAUAUUACUGUGAAAUCUGAACUGAAGCAGAGACAGUGAAGUUAAUUAGGUCACGUCUAACUUGAUGUGCUUGCUUGUGGGAAGUGUGCUGGUGUAUAUCAGAAAGUUAGGGGAAGGGAACAGUUUAGGUAAAUAGGGAUGGCAAUUUUACACCUGUUCCACUCAGCGAAUAUUGGCCCAAAAGUGAACGUGAAAGGGGCCAUGAUUCUGCUAUUCCACAUCUUAGCCUCAGUUUCUAUGGGCUUGUCAUAGUGUGAGCAUCUUAUUCUGAUGUGUGUAAAUUCUAUUUCAUAUAUUUUAAAUUAAUUUUAUUUACAUUUUCAUAAGAUAUACAAAGAAAAUGCAAAGCUAAGUACUCUGCUGCAUAAGGAACUAUAAAACAAGGAACAGUGAACUAUUUCAACAAUGAAGAAAACAAAUUGGCUGUGCUUAUUAGCUUCUUGGGAGCUGGACAUUGACUUCUAUUUUGCUAGCUCUUAUGAGAUUUACAGUGAUAAUUAAAAAUACUUCUUGAGCUCCUUUUUUAUUGAAGUAUAAUUGACACACAGUGUUACAUUAGUUUGAGGUGUACAACGUAGUGGUUUGAUAACUGUAUGUUAUGUUGUGCUCACACAAGUGUAGCUACCGGGCGCCUGGGUGGCUCAGUCGUUACGCGUCUGCCUUCGGCUCAGGUCGUGAUCCCAGGGUCCUGGGAUCGAGUCCCGCAUCGGGCUCCCUGCUCGGCAGGAAGGCUGCUUCUCCCUCUCCCACUCCCCCUGCUUGUGUUCCUGCUCUCGCUAUCUCUUUCUCUGUCAAAUAAAUAAAUAAAAUCUUAAAAAAAAAAAGUGUAGCUACCAUCUG
This is a messenger RNA of Mirounga angustirostris (Northern elephant seal), 2378 nucleotides long. RefSeq names its product olfactory receptor 1B1. The record is from RefSeq and is a predicted model, not a curated record. Gene Ontology annotation, molecular function: G protein-coupled receptor activity; olfactory receptor activity. Lineage: Eukaryota; Metazoa; Chordata; Mammalia; Carnivora; Phocidae. Gene Ontology annotation, biological process: G protein-coupled receptor signaling pathway. The transcript has a single exon. Gene Ontology annotation, cellular component: plasma membrane.